Austrofundulus limnaeus is the source of this 851-nucleotide messenger RNA. RefSeq lists its product as uncharacterized. NCBI's taxonomy places the organism in Eukaryota, Metazoa, Chordata, Actinopteri, Cyprinodontiformes, Rivulidae. The record is from RefSeq and is a predicted model, not a curated record.
CCUUCUAUGUGGAUAACUGCCUCUACAGCACACCAGAUCCUGCCGACGCUAAGGUUGUGGUUGAUGGUUUACGACAAUUGCUGGCAGAAGGAGGAUUCGAGAUACGGCAGUGGGCGAGCAACCUACCUUCGACCAUUGAGCACCUACCACCAGGGGCAAGGUCCAUAAGCAGUGAACUGUGGCUGUCACGGAACAGUACUGACCUCCAGGAACCCACUCUUGGCAUGCAGUGGAACUGCCUUUCAGAUAUGUUAGGGUAUAAACAUCGGACAUCUGACCCUCAAACGCCUACACUGAGGAACCUGUACAAGAUCCUAGCCAGUCAGUACGAUCCAUUGGGGUUCAUAGUACCAUUCACUACCAGAGCUAAGGUCCUCAUUCAGGACCUAUGGAAACAAGACCUAGCCUGGGAUGACCCUAUUGAACCUCAGCAUCUACGAGACCAGUGGACUGAAUGGGAGGCAGAACUUCCAAGCCUACAACAAGUACAGUUUCCCAGACCCUAUACACCAGCAAGUGCAGAUACACCUACAGCUACUAGAGAGCUUCAUGUAUUCUGUGACGCAUCUGAAAGAGCAUAUGGGUCUGUUGCCUACCUACGUACCACAACUCAUGAUGGAGAUGUUCACAUGGCCUUCAUCUUAGCCAGGUCCCGAGUAGCACCUAAGAAGUGCCUUUCAAUGCCUCGUCUGGAACUGAGCGCUGCACUGACGGGAGCCCAACUGGUUAAGCUAGUACUGGAUGAACUGACUCUCACAAUUAGUCAAGUUAUCUGCUGGUCAGAUUCAACCACUGUCCUCCACUGGAUCAAUUCUGAAUCUUGCCGGUACAAGGUUUUUGUCGGCACACGA